Fukomys damarensis (Damara mole-rat) is the source of this 3730-nucleotide messenger RNA. RefSeq names its product LEO1 homolog, Paf1/RNA polymerase II complex component (gene Leo1). Gene Ontology annotation, molecular function: RNA polymerase II C-terminal domain phosphoserine binding. NCBI's taxonomy places the organism in Eukaryota, Metazoa, Chordata, Mammalia, Rodentia, Bathyergidae. The transcript has 13 exons. The coding region runs from base 81 to 1985 and encodes 634 amino acids. Gene Ontology annotation, cellular component: nucleus; Cdc73/Paf1 complex. Gene Ontology annotation, biological process: transcription elongation by RNA polymerase II; positive regulation of transcription elongation by RNA polymerase II. The record is from RefSeq and is a predicted model, not a curated record.
CGACACUGUCGCGUCCCGUCGGCUCAGAGCCGUAAAGAGCGGCGCGGCGGCCCCGGUGGAGGUGGCCGCGGUGCGGUACGAUGGCGGACAUGGAAGACCUCUUCGGCAGCGACGCGGAUAGCGACGCGGAGCGCAAAGACUCUGAUUCUGGGUCCGGGUCCGAGUCCGACUCCGAGCAGGAGAACGCGGCGUCGGGCAGCAACGCCUCCGGAAGCGACAGUGAUCAGGACGACGCGGUUGACUCGGGGCUGCCGAGGAACAAGGAGCUGUUCGGUGAGGACAGCGAGGAGGACGAGGGGGCGUCGCGCCACAGCGGCAGCGAGAACCCCUCCGAGCGAUCCGACCACCGAUCGGAGACCUCCGGGCGCUCAGAGCGGGAGGACGACGGCUCCGGCUCCGAUGUGGACCAGCGCAGCGGCUCGGAUGGCCGGCCCGAGGGGGACGAGGACGAGGCUGAGGGCGAGGGCCCCGGCUCUGAAGGCUCGGAGAAGGCUCCCUCGGAAGACAAGUGGGGCGGAGACAAGAGCGACCAGUCCGGCGACGAGAAGACGCAGAACUCGGACGAGGACGAGCGGGCCCCGGCCUCCGACGAGGACGACGACGAGAAGACGCACAACUCGGACGAGGACGACCGGCCCGCGCUCUCCGAUGAGGAGCGGCCGCCACUGUCCGAGGAGGAGAAGCAGAACUCGGACGAGGACGAGCGGCCGCCGGGCUCCGAGGAGGACAAAGCCCAGAACUCUGACGACGAGCGGCCGCAGGCCUCCGACGAGGAGGAGGAGCAGGACCGCAAGUCAGAAUCCGCGAGAGGCAGCGAUAGUGAAGACGAAGUCUUGCGGAUGAAACGCAAGAAUGCCAUCGCGUCAGAUUCCGAAGGGGACAGCGACACCGAGCUCCCCAAAGACAACAGUGGCACCAUGGACCUGUUUGGAGGUGCAGAUGACAUUUCCUCAGGGAGUGAGGGGGAGGAUAAGCCACCCACGCCGGGACAGCCCGUGGAUGAGAACGGAUUGCCUCAGGACCAGCAGGAGGAGGAGCCCAUUCCUGAGACCAGAAUAGAGGUGGAAAUCCCCAAAGUGAACACUGACUUAGGAAAUGACCUGUACUUCGUCAAACUGCCCAACUUCCUCAGUGUGGAGCCCAGACCUUUUGAUCCUCAGUACUAUGAAGAUGAAUUUGAAGAUGAAGAAAUGUUGGAUGAAGAAGGCAGAACCAGGUUAAAAUUAAAGGUAGAAAACACCAUCCGAUGGCGGACUCGCCGGGACGAAGAAGGCAGUGAGAUUAAGGAGAGCAACGCGCGCAUUGUCAAGUGGUCAGACGGCAGCAUGUCCCUGCAUCUGGGCAACGAGGUCUUCGACGUGUACAAAGCCCCUCUGCAGGGCGACCACAACCACCUCUUCAUCAGGCAGGGCACCGGCCUGCAGGGACAGGCGGUCUUCAAGACGAAGCUGACCUUCAGACCUCACUCUACAGACAGCGCCACGCACAGGAAGAUGACCUUGUCACUGGCAGACAGAUGCUCGAAGACACAGAAGAUUAGGAUCCUGCCGAUGGCUGGCCGUGACCCUGAGUGCCAGCGCACGGAGAUGAUCAAGAAGGAAGAGGAGCGCCUGCGAGCGUCCAUCCGCCGGGAGUCACAGCAGCGCCGCAUGAGGGAGAAGCAGCACCAGCGUGGGCUGAGCGCCAGCUACCUGGAGCCCGACCGAUACGACGAGGAGGAGGAGGGCGAGGAGUCCAUCAGCCUGGCUGCCAUCAAAAACCGCUACAAAGGCGGCAUCCGCGAGGAGCGUGCCAGGAUCUACUCCUCAGACAGUGACGAGGGCUCGGAGGAGGACAGGGCGCAGCGUUUGCUCAAGGCCAAGAAACUCAACAGUGAUGAGGAAGGCGAGCCGUCUGGAAAGAGGAAGGCGGAAGAUGAUGACAAGGCCGGUAAGAAGCAUAAGAAGUACGUGAUCAGCGACGAGGAGGAAGAGGACGAUGACUAGGUGCAUAGCAUGGGCCUUCGUGUAUGGACUGUACAGUUGUUUUAUAAAUAUGUAAAGAUGAGCUAUUUUGAUUGAAAUGAAUUGAUUUGCAUUUGCAUAGUCCCCCCCAGGGAUUGAACUCAGGGCAUUGCACUUAUAUGGCAGGUAGAAGAACCACUGAGCUAAAUCCCCAGCCACAUUUGUGUAGUUUUAAUUGUAAUAAAAAACCUUAAAAGGCAGCCUGUAUCUGAACAAGCUGGUUUUGUUGCCACCUCGCGUGAAGGGACUUGCUGAGUCCACUGCCCCCUGGCCCAUCCCCGAUGUGCUCUGGUGUGGGUUUGGGGCACACACACGUCUCUGAAGUCCCUGAGCCUCCCUGUCCUCCCCACCUGUGGUAGCACCCGGCUCACUGGCUGGUGGCCAGAGCCCGCACUAUCCACGUCUUCCUUCCUCCGCCCUCCACACUCCCUCUGUAAGGACAGUCACUGGGCUGCCUGGGCCCUGCGCCCCCUCCUGGCAACAUGCGGCAGGAAUCCAGCAGCCACACAGUCACCCCGAGGCCCUGAGUGGACGCAGUUCCCAUCCCGCUGCAGUGCUGGACACAGAGCAGUGCAGUCCACGAUGGACAGUGUCGAGUCUACACAGGACGGAGCCUGCACUGGUGUCAUGGGGAGGGCUGGGCUGCGGCUCGGUGGCAGAGCAGGGGCUCGGGGCUGGUCUGUCACCGGCACUGAAGGAAGCACUGUGUAUACUGCCGUUCUCGUCCUGGACGCAGAGACAUGGAUCCUUUCAUUUGUGAGCAAGGUGAGUGUCGCGCUGUCACUCCCAUCCUAGCCGCAAGCCCCAGAGCUGUCUCUUUAUAUUGUGGCACCCUGUGUGGCCCAGAAGCAGAAGCUGCACAGCCUCUUUCCUUGCAGGGCUCCGCAUUCAAAGGGGCAUUUGACUCCGGCCUGGUGUCAUUUCCAUUUGCUCAGAAAUCAGCCCAAAUGUGUGAUGUGUCUUGAUCUUCCUCCCCACACACCUCGAUUCUUCUCAGGGAGAAUUAGAGUUUGCAGAGUUUUGUUCUUAAGACAAGGUCUUGCUGUGUCGUUCCCACUUUCUUCAAAGCCAUGGUGAUCCUCCUGCCUCAGCCUCCUGACGGCUGCAAUCACAGGUGUGUACCACUAGGCCCUGUGAUGGUGUUUUUCUUUGUGCACUAAUCUUGUCCUUACUGUGAGCGCAGCUGGGCAUCACCCAAGGCCUGCCCCAUAGAAAAGUGACUUCGAGGACAGACCCAAGUCACUGUAGGUCACUAUCGACUCUUCUGCACCUGUCUCCAGUUUCUGAGAGACUCUGCUGUGCCCAUCCCUCCAAGGCAGCAGUCUUGGGAUGUGUGCGCAUGCGCCUGUUUCGCUGGUCUGCAGACACCUAUGUGUCAGCCCUAGGCUCCAGCCUCCAUCCCCAAACCUGUUUUUCUUACUGUGUGCCCAGCCAGGACCCUGGGCACAGAGGCCGCCACUGCCUUCCUGCCAUCUUGAACUCUCAGCCGCCCGUGUGGGGCCCUACAGAGGCCAGGCGAGGCCUUUCAGUAAAGACUGGUUCAGUGCACCUCCUCUUCCUGUGUUGCUGAGCCCUGGGUACGGGGGGCCUUUGCAUUUCCUGCCAUCUCUGUGGUGCCGGAGUUCUGCUUCUGUUUUGGUAACCUUGCUGUGAUUUUCAAUCUAAUUUGAUUUGUGUGAAGUACUACAUUCUGCUGGGCUUGGUGGUGCAUGCUUGCAAUCCCAGCA